AACGUCUUCGGCGACGGCCUCGUGCGCCUCGACGGGCAGCUCUACCGCCUCAGCAGCUACAUUAAGAGGUAUGUGGAACUGACCAACUACUGUGAUUAUAAAGACUACAGGGAAACUAUACUGAGCAAACCAAUGUUGUUCUUUAUUAAUGUACAGACCAAAAAAGACACCUCAAAAGAAAGGACAUACGCGUUUCUUGUGAACACAAGGCACCCCAAGAUAAGAAGACAGAUAGAGCAAGGGAUGGACAUGGUCAUCUCCUCAGUGAUUGGAGAAAGUUACCGGCUUCAGUUUGAUUUUCAAGAGGCAGUGAAGAAUUUCUUCCCCCCGGGAAAUGAAGUGGUUAAUGGAGAAAACUUAAGCUUUGCAUAUGAAUUCAAAGCUGACGCAUUAUUUGAUUUCUUCUAUUGGUUUGGGCUCAGUAAUUCCAUUGUAAAAGUAAAUGGAAAAGUUCUGAAUUUGUCAAGUACAAGUCCAGAAAAGAAGGAGACGAUUAAGUUAUUUCUGGAAAAAAUGAGUGAGCCUUUAAUCCGAAGGAGCAGUUUCUCUGACCGAAAGUUCAGUGUAACUUCCAGAGGUUCAAUAGAUGACGUUUUUAACUGCAAUCUGUCACCCAGAUCGUCUCUGACAGAGCCUCUUUUGGCAGAAUUACCAUUUCCAAGUGUUCUGGAAUCUGAAGAGACACCCAACCAAUUUAUCUGAUUGGACUGAACAUUCUAGCAGUUGCUCCUACACUCCAGGCUUGUGCUAGACUAUGGGCUUGGGGGAGGGUAGGAGGUGGGAGGCAGGAACUUCCACCUGCGUGUCAAUCUCCGGCUCCUCCAUGGCUUCUACGGAGGGCUGCUCUCUUCUGCCUCUGUGGAUGUGAUGCCCUGGCAGGCGAUUCCCAGGGCAGCUGAUUCCCCUAAAGAUUAUGAUUACCAGGAUGGAAAGGCCUUGGUCCCAUGGCAUUGGGUGGGGCUGGGGAUAUUCUCUACUUUGAACUCUUCUCCGAAGAGGCAGAAGGGCCACAGAGUUCUGCCACCUUGAGCAUUUUUCUCAGUUCCGUGGGAGUUUUCCUAGCAGCCUGUGUGGGAGUGGUCUGCCUGGCUGUUGACCCAACAUGCUUCAUAAAUCAGGAUUUGGCCCUCUGCUUGGGGCAUCCAACCCCUUGAACUCAGACCUAUUGCGCAAGGGGAUAAGAGUUCUGUUCUCUUGCCAACCUGGCUGGGCAAAAGCCUGUGCCAUCUUUCACCGGAAGGCAAAUGUGUUUUUCAUCCUGCCAUAUGACACCUAUGAGAAACGUUCACGGUGAGAUUCACUGGAGUAGCAGCCAGGUUGCUAGGACAGUAACCCUGCCACACACUGCCUGAAACUGGAACUCCCUUGGCCUCCCUCUUAACUAAGUGACCCAUGUAGAAUGAAGCCAGGAGAUACAGUACCGAACAAUGAGAGGGGAAGGGUAUUGGACACGGCAGUGUCCUCCUUAUUGAAAGCACAUUAUGUCAGUUGGGAAUUUUAAAUAAGCUUUUAGCAAUCCUAACACUAAAAGCAAAAUGGAAGAAAGCUAUACCAUCACCAUAAUACAUUUUUCAUCUCAUGGCUACAAUGGAAUUCUUGAAAAGGAAAAAAAUCCUAUCUACAUAUAAAAACCUGCAUGAAUGAAUCACUACAUAUGCUUAUAAUGAGGAAGAGUUAUGGGUCCUGAGUGUAAUUUUUUUAUCUUUUCUUAAAAAGUUUCUGUUAUGCAUUUUGAUAACACUACUGAUGAUCCUUCCAUUUAUUUUUGAAAUAUUAUGUACCGCAUUUUCACAAUUAAAACUUUUCUUAGCAUUCAAACUAGAAUUGAUUAAAUUUAUGACAGGCUUCA
Messenger RNA from Mandrillus leucophaeus (drill), 1849 nucleotides. It is a transcript of the gene MEDAG, whose product is annotated as mesenteric estrogen-dependent adipogenesis. The record is from RefSeq and is a predicted model, not a curated record. The transcript is spliced from 5 exons. The annotation marks the transcript as partial. Gene Ontology annotation, cellular component: cytoplasm. Lineage: Eukaryota; Metazoa; Chordata; Mammalia; Primates; Cercopithecidae.